UAAAAUCUUGUCCAUCUUCUUCAUCAUUGUAUCCUGAGUAUCGUCCAUGUGCUUAGCAAAAAACAGGCACUCAGUUAAUGCUUGUUGAAUGAAUGGACUUCUUCCCACCUGUACUAUAUUCUCUCUAGCAGGAUUUCAUGUAUAUUAAGAAGGAAAAAGGAUGCAAGUUUAUUAAUGUGGUGUUUGAUCAGGAAUAUAAAUAGUUGCUGGAAAGAACACUGACAGCUUGAAAGCAAAAUGAAGCUCUUUCUAUUGCUUUCAGCCAUUGGAUUCUGCUGGGCUCAGUAUGCCCCAAAUACUGAAUCUGGACGGACAUCUAUUGUCCAUCUGUUUGAGUGGCGCUGGGUUGAUAUUGCUCUUGAAUGUGAGCGAUACUUAGCUCCCAAACAAUUUGGAGGGGUUCAGGUUUCCCCACCCAAUGAAAACGCAGUAAUUAAUAACCCUCCAAGACCUUGGUGGGAAAGAUACCAACCAGUUAGCUACAAGUUAUGUACAAGAUCAGGAAAUGAGAAUGAAUUCAAAGACAUGGUGACUAGAUGUAACAACGUUGGUGUCCGUAUUUAUGUGGAUGCUGUAAUUAAUCAUAUGUGUGGAAAUGGUGUGGCUGCAGGAACACGCAGUACUUGUGGGAGCUACUUCAACCCUGGAAGUGAGGAUUUUCCAGCAGUCCCAUACUCUGGUUGGGAUUUUAAUAAUGGUAAAUGUAAAACUGGAAGUGAAGAAAUUGAGAGCUAUAAUGAUCCUUCUCAGGUCCGAGAUUGUCGUCUCGUUGGUCUUCUUGAUCUUGCACUGGAGAAAGAUUAUGUGCGCUCCACAAUUGCUGAAUAUCUGAACCGUCUCAUUGACAUUGGUGUAGCAGGGUUCAGAAUUGAUGCUUCUAAACACAUGUGGCCUGGAGACAUAAAGGCAAUUUUGGAUAAACUGCAUAAUCUAAACACAAGAUGGUUCCCUGCCGGAAGUAAACCUUUCAUUUACCAGGAGGUAAUUGAUCUGGGUGGUGAGCCAAUUAAAAGCAGUGAGUACUUUGGAAAUGGCCGUGUGACAGAAUUUAAAUAUGGUGCAAAACUAGGCACAGUUCUGCGCAAGUGGAAUGGAGAGAAGAUGUCUUACUUAAAGAACUGGGGAGAAGGCUGGGGUUUCAUGCCUUCUGACAGAGCACUUGUCUUUGUUGAUAACCAUGACAAUCAGCGAGGGCAUGGAGCUGGGGGAGCAUCUAUUCUUACAUUCUGGGACCCUAGACUGUACAAAAUGGGAGUUGGAUUUAUGCUCGCUCAUCCCUACGGAUUUACACGAAUAAUGUCAAGUUACCGUUGGCCAAGACAUUUUGUAAAUGGACAAGAUGUUAAUGAUUGGAUUGGGCCACCAAAUAAUAAUGGAGUCAUUAAAGAAGUUACUAUUAAUCCAGAUACUACUUGUGGCAAUGACUGGGUCUGUGAACAUCGAUGGCGUCAAAUAAGGAACAUGGUUGUGUUCCGUAAUGUAGUUGAUGGCCAACCUUUUACAAACUGGUGGGAUAAUGGUAGCAACCAAGUAGCUUUUGGAAGAGGAAACAGAGGAUUCAUUGUCUUUAACAAUGAUGACUGGGCAUUAUCUUCAACUUUGCAAACUGGUCUUCCUGCUGGUACAUAUUGUGAUGUCAUUUCUGGAGAUAAAAUUGGUAACGAUUGUACAGGAAUUAAAAUCUAUGUUUCCGGCGAUGGCAAUGCUAAUUUUUCUAUUAGUAACUCUGCUGAAGAUCCAUUUAUUGUGAUUCAUGCAGAAUCUAAAUUAUAA
Mesoplodon densirostris (Blainville's beaked whale) is the source of this 1773-nucleotide messenger RNA. RefSeq names its product pancreatic alpha-amylase. The record is from RefSeq and is a predicted model, not a curated record. The transcript is spliced from 11 exons. Gene Ontology annotation, biological process: carbohydrate metabolic process. NCBI's taxonomy places the organism in Eukaryota, Metazoa, Chordata, Mammalia, Artiodactyla, Ziphiidae. Bases 238 to 1773 code for a protein of 511 amino acids. Gene Ontology annotation, molecular function: cation binding; alpha-amylase activity.